Ahaetulla prasina is the source of this 6887-nucleotide messenger RNA. RefSeq names its product protein tyrosine kinase 7 (inactive) (gene PTK7). The transcript is spliced from 20 exons. Gene Ontology annotation, biological process: protein phosphorylation; synapse organization; homophilic cell-cell adhesion. Gene Ontology annotation, cellular component: neuronal cell body; axon; plasma membrane. Gene Ontology annotation, molecular function: ATP binding; protein kinase activity; axon guidance receptor activity. Lineage: Eukaryota; Metazoa; Chordata; Lepidosauria; Squamata; Colubridae. The record is from RefSeq and is a predicted model, not a curated record. The coding region runs from base 2521 to 5688 and encodes 1055 amino acids.
UUCCAUAAUGAAAGCUUAAUCCAGGAUAUACAAACACAUUUACAAUUAUGUUUUUCACAGCAUUAUUCCUAAGCAUGUUAAUAUUAUUCUAUUUAAACCACUGAAUAAACAAUUAUGAUAGAACCUGUUUGCAUUACUUUGAUGCACAACAAUUGUCACAUUUACUUACAUUCCUUGAGCUUGGAACUUCCCAUCAAGAGCAAUCAUGUAGGUUAAAGUUACAUAAACGUAAAAUUUUUUAAUCUUGUCUCAGUAAACUGUUCUGUAUAAACCCAAACUAGAGUUGCCAAAAGGUGAAACUCAUUAGCUUUAUAACUAGAGUCCCCUGAAAAAAAUGUAUUUACCUGCAACAUUUAUGCACUACAGUAUCCUUGAAAUUAAACUCUAUCUAAUCUCUAUCUACAGUAAUUGAAAAAAACUGCCCUACAUUUCUGAAAGUAAUAGAAUGGUAUAAUUAAGAAAGAGCUGAAACACUAACUUGUAAUUUAAUCAAAUAAGAACAAAUCUACAGUUUUAUUUAAUCACAUAAAAAUCUAUCUACACUUUUGAGUUAUAUAUUUGCAUCACCUCACAAACACUUUUAACAUCCAUUACUAAAUUUUCAACAUCCAUUAUAUUUUCAGGUAGUUGUGGCUUAUUAAAAAUUAAGUCUUGUAGUAUUGAAACACAUAAUUUUCUAAUGACAGAUAUACUGAGUAUGUAGUCACAUAUACUAACCCAAUUUAAUCAUGGUUUUUGAAUAAGCUGCAAAAGACUGGGUCACAUUUACCCCGAACCAGAUAAACCACAUUAUGUUUUAGCUUGAUGUAUGAUUCAUUGAGACUGCUAAAUUUCAAAUGAAUAGAAAUAAGACUAUUUCAUGAAUAAAUUAAUGGAAAGAGAUAGAGGAUAACAUUUAGAAGGCAGCCUUAUGCAUAUCGUUUCAUGAGGAACAAAUUAUCUGGAAAAGGUAACAAAGAAUUUUAUGGCAGUUUAAAAGCUAACUCAUUUAUUAAGGUACAGAUAUUUGCAGGUACAGUCCCAUUCAUCAACUGCAUGGAGUAGAGUGGCAUAGGGCCGGGUUAUUUACGGGACCGCCUACUGCCACCGAUUGCCUCCCACCGACCCGUACGCUCUCACAGAGAGGGACUCCUUAGGGUGCCAUCCGCAGGCAGUGCCAACUGGCGACACCCAGGGGAAGGGCUUUCUCUAUGGGGGCCCCCACCCUCUGGAACGAGCUUCCCCCAGGACUUUGCCAACUUUCUGACCUUCGAACCUUCCACCGCGAGCUUAAGACACAUCUAUUUAUUUAUGCAGGGCUGGCCUAGGGUUUUAGUUUUAAAUUUAGUUUUUAAAUGGGGUUUUAUACUAUUUUAACGACAGUUUUAAAUUUGGCCUAAUUUAAUAAGUUUUUUAAAUGUUGUUUUUAACUUGUAUUUACUCUUAUGUUUUUAUUAGGCUGUAAACCGCCCUGAGUCCUUUGGGAGAUAGGGCGGUAUAAAAAUUUGAAUAAUAAAUAAAUAAAUAAAUAAAUAAUAAGAAUCUUGAAAGAUGGAAGUUUGUGUGUGUGUGUGUAUACCUACAUUCAUAUAUUUUCUCCAUGGGGAUCUGUCCCCAACAUGGUCCUUCAGGCCUUUCCAUGGUGCUGCCAUUGCCACCGUGAGAGUGUGCAUUGUUCCUUUGGCUGCUGGUCUUUCUUGCCAUCUUUUUCCAGCAUUAGAACCUUCUCCAGAGACCUGGGUCUUUGCCUAAUGUGUCCAAAAUAAGAACCUAGUCCCUUGUACUUGAAGCCAGCACUCUGGAUUGAUUUGUCCAGUGAUAAUUUGUUUCCCCCCCCCUCCUUCACUAUCCAGGAAUUCUCAGAAAUCUUCCCCAACACGAAAGUUCAAAAGCGUCAAUGCUCUUUCUAUCCUUCCUCAAAUCUCUGUUAAAUCAAGCAAUCAUUCAAUGGGAGGGGUGGUGGGAGGAGGUUACAGCUGCUAGAAAUAGCAAGAUUGGGGAGAAAUCUUAACAGAAGAAAAUAUAGACCGAGCCUAAGCAUACUAAAAUAACUCAAAGUAAAACUAUCGGGUUGCAACCUUUAUUUAGUUAACUACUAACCAAGCUGAAGCAUCUACCGGCAUUUUCGGGGGUGGGGGUGAUCUAGGUAGGACAUUCCGGAGAACCUUUCUUUUGAAAUAAUAAUAAUAAUAAUAAUAAAACACCUCCAAUCGGAUCUCCCAUCUUAGGAGCCCACCAAAUGCAGUCAGUAGAGGUCGCCCGCCAACCGGACAGGUAAUCGAAGAGGCGAGGAGAAAUAAGUCGGGGCUGGUGGUCGUCAAUUAGGUUCCGGCCUGCCUUUUGCCGGAGCGGGAUCCUCCUGCCCGGAAGCUCCACCUUGUCCCGGGUGUGCGAGGGGAGGCGAGGGGUGGGGCCGGCUGUGGCGGCUGGGCUGGCUAAGAGGUUUCUGGAGCUUUUUCUGAACAGCAUGGAGUGAAAGCUGGUGCCAAGGCCGGAGUUGGCCGAAAAGGAAAUCAAACCGGUGCAGCGUUGACCGCGGAGAUGGCGAGGGGAGUCCUCCUCCUCCUCCUCCUGCUGCUUCUUGCAGUUGGGGCUCAAGCAAAGAUAUCUUUCACUAAAGAGCCAUAUUCUCAGGAUGCAUUGCAUGGUCGUAGUGCCAUUUUGCGCUGUGAAGUGAAAGACCCUAGAGACAUUGAAUUUGAGUGGUUACAGAAUGGGGAAUCUAUUCAGGACACUGAACGGCGUUUCAAGGAAGGGAGCAACCUUCAGUUUGCAUCUAUUGAUCGUCAGCAAGAUAGUGGGAAUUUCCAAUGUGUUGCCAGGAAUGUAGUUACUGGAGAAGAAGCUCGGACAACAAAUGCAUCUUUCAACAUAAAAUGGAUUGAAACAGGAAAAGUUGUCUUGAAGAAUCCUGUCAGAGUGGAGGAUAUACAAAGUUCCUCUCCAGUAACGUUGCAUUGUCAUAUUGAUGGGCACCCACGCCCAACAAGUCAGUGGUUCCGAGAUGGCUCCCAAAUUUCAGAUGAUCGCACAAUUUACUCAGUCAGUAAUAAGGAGCGGACACUGACCUUCAAGAGUGCCAGCCCAGAUGAAAAUGGCAUUUAUUACUGUUGUGCUCGGAAUGCUGUGGGCACUGUAUGCAGCCGAAACAACUUCACCCUCAGUAUUAUAGAUGAAAGUUUUCCCCACCCAGUGAUAGUUCCUGAGAACCAAAUUGUCAAUAAAAACGAGGAGGCUAUGUUCCAUUGCAAGUUCCAGGCUGUGCCACCGCCCACCCAAGAAUGGCUAUUUGAGGAUGACUCCCCAAUUCAAAAUCGGAGCAGGACCAUCAUAUUUUCCAAUGGCUCUUUACUAGUAACUCAGGUGAAACCACGCAGUGUUGGAGUCUAUAAAUGUGUUGGCCGUGGACAGAAAGGAAAACCUGUAGUCCUGGAGGCAACCCUACAACUAGCAGAAAUUGAAGAUUUUUCUCAAGUAUUUGACCCCAAAAUUGUCAUAGCCAAUAAAGAGCAACGUGUAACCUGUGUGGCUCCUCGUGGGAUCCCUGAACCCCAUAUUUGGUGGGAGAGAAACAAUGUUCGUAUCCCCACUACUGGGAGAGUUCACCAAGAAGCAGGGGACCUUGUCUUCACCACUAUUGUAGAAAAGGAUACCGGAAUAUAUACUUGCCAUGCGGUGAACAAGGCUGGAGAAAAAAAACAAGAUCUUUCCAUUACAGUAGCAACAAAGCCAGAAUGGAUGGAAAAGCCCAAGGACAGUCAGCUAGAGGAGAGUAAACCAGGAUACCUUCAUUGUCUCAGUAAAGCCUCUCUAAAGCCCACUGUCAACUGGUUUCGUAAUGGCAAUCCUAUUUCAGAGGAUUCCCGCUUUGAAAUUGCUGAGAAUGGGACACUGCGUAUUAACAGUGUGGAAGUGUACGAUGGAACAAUAUUCAAGUGUGUAAGCAGCACUCCAGCAGGAAGUAUUGAAGAACAAGUCCGUGUACAUGUUCUGGAAAAGCUGAAGUUUACUCCUCCUCCUCAACCCCUGCAGUGUGUUGAAUUUGAUAAAGAAGUCACUAUUUCCUGCUCAGCUACAGGGCGAGAAAAACCUGCAAUCCAUUGGAUUAAAACCGAUGGGAGAAAUCUGCCAGCCUGGGUCAGUAACAAUUCUGGAAACCUGCACUUUCAUAAAGUGACACGAAGUGAUGCUGGAAACUAUACAUGUAUUGCUUCCAAUGGUCCACAAGGAGAGAUCAGAGCAACAAUUCAACUUACUGUGGCAGUGUUUAUAAGCUUUAAACUGAGGCCAGAUGACACAACCGUAUAUCCAGGACACACAGCCAUGUUUCAGUGUCAAGCUGAGGGUGAUCCAUUGCCACAAAUCCAGUGGAAAGGAAAGGAUAAGAUUCUGGAUCAUGAUGAAUUUUCACCCAGGAUCCAAAUUAUGACCAAUGGCUCUCUAAUAAUAUAUGAUGUCACCACUGCGGAUUCUGGCAAGUAUACCUGCAUUGCCGGCAACAGUUGCAACAUCAAGCACCACGAGGCCUUUCUCCACGUUGUUGAUUUACCACUUACCAACACAGAGAAUAUGCCCAACAGUCACACCCCCUAUAAAAUGAUUCAGACCAUAGGACUAUCUGUUGGUGCUGCAGUAGCAUAUAUAAUAAUUGUGUUGGGCCUCAUGUUCUACUGCAAGAAGAGGAGGAAAGCAAAGAGAUUGAAGAAGCAGCCGGAAAGUGAAGAACCAGAGAUGGAAUGUCUGAAUGGGGGUACUUUGCUGCAAAAUGGACAGACUACUGCUGAGAUCCAAGAAGAGGUGGCUCUGACAAAUAUUGGCAGCAGCUCUGCAAUCAACAAGAGGCACAGUACUAGUGAUAAAAUUCACUUUUCUCGGUCUAGCCUGCAGACAAUCACUCCUCUGGGGAAAGGUGAAUUUGGAGAUGUUUUCCUGGCUAAGGCAAAAGGCAUUGAGGACAAUGACACUGAAGUGCUUGUCUUAGUCAAGAGUCUUCAGUCAAGGGAUGAACAACUACAGUUGGCCUUCAGGCAAGAAUCUGAGAUGUUUGGCAAACUGAAUCACAGCAACGUGGUGCGAUUGCUUGGCUUAUGUAGGGAAGCAGAGCCUCACUACAUGAUCUUGGAAUAUGUAGAUUUGGGAGAUUUGAAGCAGUUCCUGAGGAUUUCCAGAACUAAAGAUGAAAACCUCAAGCCCCAGCCCAUUAGCACAAAACAUAAGUUAUCUUUCUGCUGCCAAGUGGCACUGGGGAUGGAACAUCUCUCCAAUAGCAGAUUUCUUCACAAAGACUUGGCAGCUCGGAACUGCCUGGUCAGUGCACAAAGGCAGGUGAAGGUGACAAAACUAAGUCUCAGCAAAGAUGUUUACAACAGUGAAUACUACCACUAUCACCAAGCCUGGAUUCCACUUCGUUGGAUGCCCCCUGAAGCUGUCUUGGAGGAUGAAUUCUCCACAAAAUCUGACGUGUGGUCCUUCGGGGUGGUCAUGUGGGAAAUAUUUACAUUGGGGGAAUUGCCGCAUUCAUCAUUGGUGAAUGAAGAGGUGUUAGCAGGUUUACAGUCUGGGAAAAUGAAGCUUCCCCAUCCAGAGGGUUGUCCCUCCAAAUGUUACAAGUUGAUGCAGCGCUGUUGGGCUCAAAGCCCAAAGGACCGCCCAUCUUUCAGCGAAAUUGCUAACAUGCUUGGAGAAAGCCCAUCAGAAAGCAAGGCCUGAAUAGGAAAUGCCCACCCUAUUCAGAGGUUGGAUUGGGCUGAAAUCACAUUUUGGUGUUUUGACUGUUACAGAUUCUCAAUGGGACCUAACAGAACCAAAAGGGACCAAGAACUUUUACACUAGUGGAUGAAGGCUGUGGAUGUUUUCUUGAUCCGAGAUAUCUUCACCAGGCUGUGUUCUCUGUGCCUGGCCAGGCUGCAUUCCUCCAGGGUCUACCUCUGACUUCCACAGGACUAGAUAAAAACACCUUAGAAAUGAAGGGAAUGCUGGGAACAACCGUCUGAGGAUAAUUUCACAAGGAAAGCCUGUAACAUGUUUUUGGGACUUCUCUGUCUUGGCACAUUUAACCUUUUAUUUACUUUUCAAAUCCUUUCAUGGAAAAGCACAGACAGGUUACUUCUGGGAAAGGGUUUUGCUUUGGGGGUGGGGUGGGGGUGGGGAAGGGCACAUGCAAAGAAUCAUGCUGCUCAGUCAUUAAUAUUUUUUUUGGCAGGAGGCAUUAAGACGGCAACAGGGAAACAAAACUUGACAACGUCUGUUGUCGCUUUUGUAAUUUUUGCAAUAUCUGGCCAGAUCUUGUGAAGCAACCAAAAAUAGUGCUAUGCACAAUAGCAGCCCCAUUCCAACCUCAUCGAUUUUUUUGAUCCUGCAAUCGUUUCUCACUUGACUGGAACCAGAAAGGUCUGGAGUGCAAUUAUUUUCAUCUUGAAGAAAUCCAGUGACUUUUCCUUGAUCAUAUCCCUGCAAAGGAGAUAAGGAGAAUCUUUCUUGAGACAAGGAGGAACCUGCAUAUUUAUUGAACAAUGCUUUAUUUCUCCUGGUACUGUCAAGUCUGUCAGGCCUUCUGCUGCCUCCUUACAUACCCAGAAAAAAAGCAACAAACACUAAGUGCCUGGCAUAUGAAGGAGACUUUCAGUAGCUUUCCUGAUUAUCUAAUGCCGCUUUUUUAUAUGAUUCUUUUGGGCAAUGUUUGUUUUUCUUACUUUUUUAAAGAAAUGUUGACACUUUGCAGCCUAAGUAAUUCUUUUAUAUGCAUAUACAUAUAUAUAUAUAUAUAUAUUAUUGGAAUUGCAGCCUAGAGUCAGUUUAGCGUCAGUUUGCUUGAGCAGAGGAGUAGAACAGCCAAGAGGUUUUUUUUUAUAAAAUAAAAUAAAAUACACUGCUUGCAAUAAAGAGUCCCUCUCAAACAUAAAUUGCAA